Molecule: messenger RNA, 828 nt
Organism: Pestalotiopsis fici W106-1
Lineage: Eukaryota; Fungi; Ascomycota; Sordariomycetes; Amphisphaeriales; Sporocadaceae
Exons: 1
Coding region: 1-828 (275 amino acids)
Source: RefSeq, a predicted model, not a curated record
AUGCCGUUAUUCGGAAAGCCCAGGAUUACUCCGCCAACACCGGCAAGUGGUGGUCUGCUGUUGGCAAAGAAUCACACAUUGCCGCAACAAAAGCCACUCAUAUGGCUGGGAGAAGGGUCACUCCCCGAUAUAUCGCUGGUGCAGAUUGUAAAGGAAUGUUGGCGUUACAACCUGGACUCGAGCACCGGUCUGAUUGAGCCCUUGGCCAGCAGCCGCCAGAGGAUAUCUUUGAAAUCAAUGCACGACACGACGCAACUAUUAUUUUCCAGUCUGGACCAACUAUUCUUCUAUGGCAGCUUGACCCGGCAUCCACUGCCCAUAUCGCCACCACACCACCGACUCUUUCCGAAUCACAAGAGAAGCCGGCCCCUCAUCAUUCUCGAUGCGCGGAGCAGCAAUGCCAAUAGUACAAUUUCCUAUUACGAUCAUGUGACGAGAACCAUUCACUUUCGUGCUCAGAGGGGAGGCAUUCAGCGGACAGACUUACUCAAUCUACUUGUGCAUGAAAUGAUUCAUGCCUAUAUACAAGUCUUUGCCGCGCAACCAGCUUCUUCCAUGUCAGCGGCCAAGGAGAUGGAGAUCUUCAUCGUCGAGUCCAUUAGUCCUCGCCUGACGAGGCGCCUCAAGACGAAAAGGAGACAAAAGUUCCCUCCCGUCAUCGAGGGAGGAGCGGGAGUCGCCGCCGCCGCCACAAGUUCUGCGAGCGGUCGCGAGAGAACGGGCAGAGCUUGGAUAGUCGGCACCGCCGAGGGAUGCCAGUCUGACGAGCCAUCCAUGUGGACGUCGGAGACUUUGAGAGCGAUUGAAGCCUACUGGGAUACGAUCUAG